Messenger RNA from Caenorhabditis sp. 36 PRJEB53466, 2216 nucleotides. NCBI's taxonomy places the organism in Eukaryota, Metazoa, Nematoda, Chromadorea, Rhabditida, Rhabditidae. The record is from the annotation of a GenBank genome assembly.
AUGCUCAUCGUCAUCUCGUCGAUUUUGAUGGCGUACGCCGCGCACGCACAGCCCGCCGGCGACAUUUUUCGCACUUUUAUGGGCUACAUUCCGGAAGAGCACCGAGCACAUCAUGCGUGGCAGAAUUCGGGUACGUUCGGCCCCCUCAUAAGUGCUGCGCCUUUAAAACGUACAGUAAUCCCUGUUUCCUUUCUUCUUCUUCUUCUGUUUCUUCAAAACAAAAUCGAUUUCAGGAAAGUUCCAAGGCGACAUUGACGGCAUCGAUCCGAACCUACUAAAACUGCCUGUAAGUGUGAAAAAUGAUGGCGUAACGGUAAAACCGUUUCAGGAGGGUCCCGUGCUGUUCAACGCGCUCAAAAACAAGCAGUUGACGUGGGAAAACGGUGUGAUUCCGUUCGAAAUGGACACGGCUUUCUGUGAGUGCUGCAAAAAAAAACCUUCUUCUUUUUGGGGGCUCAUCCGGGCCAAUUUCAGACGCAAAUUUCAGCUGCGAAUGAGGUGAAAAUACUCGAGAAGGCGUUCGACAGCUAUCGCCGCAACACGUGCAUUCGCUUCGAGAAACGCGACGGACAAACGGACUAUUUGAAUAUUGUCAAGGGAUACGGGUCAGUUUUUCGGGUGUAACUUUAUGGGGCAUCGAGAGAACUUGGCCGAUAGACCUCUUAAAUUGAAGCUCUGAUGAUAGCGGAUGUGCUGGCCGUGGUCCCAGGCGGAUUCCUUUAACCCUCUGACAGUUAAAAACUAAUCAAAACGUUCACUUUCAGAUGCUACUCGCAAGUCGGCCGAACCGGCGGAAAACAGGAGAUUUCGUUGGGGCGCGGUUGCUUUUUCCAUGAAAUUAUCGUGCACGAACUGAUGCAUUCGGUCGGAUUCUGGCACGAACACUCGAGAGCCGGUGAGCAUGUUUGCCCUCUUUUUUUUAGUGCUUGUUUUCUUCUGUCUCGGAUCCACCAAGAUGAUGGAAAAGAUGGAAUCGUAUUUUUUUCUUUCAGAUCGCGACGAUCACAUUCGCAUCAUGUGGGACAAUAUCCUGCCGGGAAUGAAGUCGCAAUUCGACAAAAUCUCCGCCGUGUUGCAGGUGCGCUCUAUUGAGAAUUUGAGAAUUGUCUUUUCGGAGCCGAUCAUGUAUCUCAUUCGAUUGGAAAUUUUAUGCUGAUCAACUUUGUCUCUUGACGUUUCGCUCAAUCUCUUCAAGUUUUCGAGAUAAUGCCCAAAAACCUGUAGGAAAACUAGUUUUCGAGUAUUAUCUUGAAAGCCGAGAAAAUUCGAGCAAAAUGUCAAGAGACAAAGUUGAUCAGCACAAAAUUUCCAAUCAUUUGACAUACAUCACGUACACGUUUUGGAGGAAAAAAGUUGUGCGCCAAAAAAACACAGUCCGGAUCCGUGCAUGCAUGACUCAUUCGAUCAGUGGCUCCAAAAACCAGUCGCAUGCCAUUCGAGCGUCCGAAUAACUGUACACAAAUGAGUAAUCUAUUGAUCUUUCCGUUGGCAGACCGCAAACAAACGGGCACCGUUCGCCGCUCACCUUUUGUUUGUCGUUGUGUCUGACCGCGGAGGGGAGGGGAGCACACUGAUCUAGAGUGAUAAAUGUGUAAAUUACCGUAAUCCGAGCCGAAAAACGGCAUUUCCGCGCGAAUUCUGCAAGCUGGCGUCGGGUGCGGCGCCCGGUCCGCAAACACCGCGACGCGCCGGCCGACCGUACCACUUUCAGGACUUGCAAGGCGAAAACUACGACUACAAAUCGAUAAUGCACUACGAUAGCACGGCGUUUUCGCGCAACGGACGGAAUACGAUCGAAACUGUGAAAGACGGAUUCACAGAAGUGAUUGGGACCGCCCAGGACCUGUCGUCUCUGGAUAUUGUCAAAGUAUUAUCGGUUGUCGGCGUGUAAAAUGUAAUAUCGAUAUUGUAGAUCAACAAAUUGUAUCAGUGCAAGGCGAAGAAGAAGGAGAAAUUGAGGUUGACGACCGAGGAGCCGAGAGUCUUGGUCCCGCAAGUUGGCGAGAAGAAAAGCGAUGAGAGUGAGUCGUCUAAUUUUCAGUGUGCGCCUUUAAAAACCUACAGUAUCACUUGCAGAAUGCGUCGAUCACUUCGCCGACUGCCCGCACUUUGCCCAAUAUUGCACGCGGGCCUCCUUCUUCUUCGUCAUGAAAUCGUAUUGUCCGUUCACGUGUAAACACUGUCCCGGUGAUCGAAAACUCAAAAAAUCGGGAUAA